Messenger RNA from Oryzias latipes (Japanese medaka), 2434 nucleotides. Its product is annotated as beta-1,4-galactosyltransferase 3. Gene Ontology annotation, biological process: carbohydrate metabolic process. The record is from RefSeq and is a predicted model, not a curated record. NCBI's taxonomy places the organism in Eukaryota, Metazoa, Chordata, Actinopteri, Beloniformes, Adrianichthyidae. Gene Ontology annotation, cellular component: Golgi apparatus. Gene Ontology annotation, molecular function: galactosyltransferase activity.
UGUGGGCCGGAGUGAAGGGGCGGGACGCGGCCGUGUGGCUCCGCUCCCCAACUGCGUUCACGCAGGAAACAAGUCCAGAACGUCCGGAUAACACGGCGGAGGUCGCAGUCCGCGUCUGGAAGCACCGCUCACCGGCAGCCGCACCGUUCCAGGUCCGGCUCGCGCCGUCAGAGUCCGGCUGCUGCCCGCCCCCGUCUGAACUCCUCACCGUGGGACCACAAAGCCCCUCCCCCAGCCCCCAUCCUUUCACUGAAUCCCCCCCCUGCCCCUCCAGCCGCUGGGUAAUCCUCAGUGGGGGCUGUUGCGCGUCUGUCAUGGUCACUGCUGUGGAGUUUCCCCCCAGGAAAGACUAACAGGAGAGCAGAAGGCAGCGUGACGGAGGGGGGUGGCAGCUCUGAGCUCAGGGAGGGGGCAGCCACAUGAUGUAGGACCUCCACCCCCCCCACUGCCAAAACCAGAGUGGAGCGGACUUCACCCCUAUAGAGGAAAACCACUGUUCUGAGCGGACUAUCGGCCCCCCACUCACCAAAAGUGCCUUCUCCCCCCACCCCCUUCUUCGAAUUUGAGCGAGGAGGCAGUUCCAGCAUCCCACCGCCAUGGCGCUCCAGUCCAAAUGGCGCUACGGCUUCAUGUUCCUGGGCAUCCAGCUGGUGGUCAUGGCCCUGCUGUCCCGGGAGGGGUACCACCGCAGGGUCACCUACUUCAUCCGCAUCUUCCGCAGGCCCGGCGCCACCAGCCUACCGCAUCAUAACCUAACGGUGGAGGGGAACGCCAUGGACGUUUACUCCAACUUGUCCAACUUGUUCCUGAAGUACAACCGCAGGGACAACCUGCCGCUCUGUCCAAAGACGUCCCCCUUUGUAGGAGGGCCCAUCCACGUCAGCUUCCCCUCACGACUCACUCUGGCCAAUGUGGAGGGGAAGAACCCGCUGGUGAUGCAUGGGGGGCGGUACCGGCCGCCUGACUGCGAGGCGCGACACAAGACGGCCAUCAUCAUCCCACACAGGAACAGAGAGCACCACCUCAAGUACCUGCUCUACUUCCUUCACCCGUUCCUGCAGCGGCAGCAGCUCAACUAUGGCAUUUACAUCAUUCACCAGGCUGGAAACUACACCUUCAACAGAGCCAAGCUCAUGAACAUCGGCUUCAGGGAGGCCAUGAGGGAGGAGGACUGGGACUGCCUCUUCUUCCACGACGUGGACCUGAUUCCUGAAGAUGAUCGCAACACGUACAUCUGCGACGCCAACCCCAAACACGCCGCCAUCGCCAUGGACAAGUUUGGCUAUAAGCUGCCGUACAAUAUGUACUUUGGGGGGGUGUCGGCCCUUUCUCCUCUGCAGUACCUGAAAAUGAACGGCUUCCCCAACAACUACUGGGGCUGGGGGGGCGAGGACGAUGACAUCGGGAUCAGGGUGUCUCUGGCGGGGAUGCACAUCAGCCGCCCGCCUCUGAAACACGGCCGCUACAAGAUGAUCAAACACAAUCUGGACCAAGGCAACGACGUCAACCCCAAGAGGUUCAACAUGCUGGCGAAGACGCGCCAGACGUGGAAGCUGGACGGGAUGAACUCUCUGGAGUACGAGUUGGUGUCCCGGCAGUACCUGCCGCUCUACGCCAACAUCACCGUCAACAUCGGUACCGAAAAGGGCCUGAAGACGCUGAUCAAGGCUCCUCCUCCUCAGGCUGCUGCCAAAGACGAACCAAUAGACAAAGAGGCAGCCAAAGUGCCGCCCAAACCCUGAAGGGGGCGCUGCUCCUCCUGCAGGACGCGGCAGAAGCUCCGCCUCCUUGUGGACCGCUGGAGCGAGCGAAUGGAAGUGACCUUCCUGUGGAGAGGCGGAAGCCGGGAACCUCGUGAGGCCUUCUGAACCGUUUCCCAAUGCAGAGACUGAACUGAAACUGGGGAGCCGCAGACCUCCACCUCUCAUCCCAUCGCUGAUCAUCUGCUGAUGCGAUGAAGAUGAAGAGGAAGAUGCCAAAUCUGCGCCUUUCCUUUGCUUUGGUCUUGGAGCUGAUGCGGCAUCUUCAGCAGAGCUGGGAGGAGCUGCAUCAGCUCUACCUGUGAGAUUCUAGAAAAUGUUGACUUCUUCCGUUUCCGACAGCUGAUUGUUGCCACGAGGGGGGGCGAGUCCGGCUGCACCGGCAGGAGAAACCAAAGACGUUUGAGCUCCACCUGCUGGAGGAACUUUUUCUAUUCUUUCUAUCACUUGGUGUUGGUUUGCUGAGAUACGGAGGAGCCUUUCCACCCAUCCGGAUGGAUGUCUGCUGGUUAUCACUUUAGUCCCUCCUCCUCCUCCACCCACUCGUCCUGCUGCGGCGGUUGGAGGGGCUGCGGGACGCCCUCAUGGGGGGUCUGUGGGGUUAUUUCUGCUUUUCUUGACUUCUGCACAGUCCACAGUGGCCUUAAGUUCCCUAAUAAAACCUUCAGAGUAAA